Beta vulgaris subsp. vulgaris (sugar beet) is the source of this 2763-nucleotide messenger RNA. RefSeq names its product receptor protein-tyrosine kinase CEPR1. Gene Ontology annotation, cellular component: plasma membrane. The record is from RefSeq and is a predicted model, not a curated record. The transcript has a single exon. NCBI's taxonomy places the organism in Eukaryota, Viridiplantae, Streptophyta, Magnoliopsida, Caryophyllales, Amaranthaceae. Gene Ontology annotation, molecular function: protein binding. Bases 271 to 2118 code for a protein of 615 amino acids.
CAAACAUAAAAUCAAUCAAAGGGAGAAAAAUAAUGUCAUAUAAAGUAUGAUAGCUCAAUAAAGAGAAGAGAUUAUUACUGUGUUAUGUUUACAAGUGUUAGUGGGCAUAGCAUAAACCAUUUUUAUGCUUCAUAAGUGGAUCAAUGAGUGUAUGAAUAGCAUGGAAAUAACACCUGCACUUUUAUCAUGUAUGUCCCUCCCUUCACCUGCAAAAAAAAGUAAAUAAGCAGAAAUCCUCUCUGAUUUCUUCUCAGUUCCUUUCAUCCCACCAUGGCUCUUCAGCCUUUUUUCCGCUUAUCAUCUGUCGUAUUAUUGCUUUCACUCAUCAACUAUCUUGGAGCCACAGUUGAUAAGCAGUCACAGUAUUUCACCCUCAUGAAAAGCUCGCUCUCAGGUAACGCCUUAUCCCAAUGGAGUGCACAGGCAGAGAGCUCAUACUGCAAUUACACUGGAAUAACCUGCAAUAUUCAAGGCCAUGUUAUAAAGAUGAAUCUUACAGGACAAUCUCUGAAAGGCUCGUUUCCUGCAGAUGUGUGCUCCUACCUACCAGAGCUGAGAUUUCUUGAUAUUAGUAGAAAUGAUAUCACUGGCAGUUUUCCACAAGGCAUCAUUAACUGCUCGACUAUGGAAGUUCUCAUCAUGAAUAAUUUAUUCCUCAGUGGGAGGUUGCCAAACUUCUCUGGCAUGAAAUCACUCCGGAUUUUGGACUUGUCGCUUAAUAAAUUCAGUGGAGACUUCCCACUGUCGAUUACAAAACUCUCCAAUCUGGAGGUGAUAAACUUCAAUGAGUGUGAUCAUUUCAAUCCGUGGGAACUUCCAGAAAACAUCACUCGGUUGGUGAGGCUUAAAGAGUUGGUUCUGUCAACAACCAUACUUCAGGGAAGCAUUCUUCCGUCCCUAGGCAACAUGACAUCCCUUGUUGAUCUCGAACUAAGUGGGAAUUUUCUGAAGGGUCAGAUUCCUCCAGAGCUAGGGAUGCUGAAGAACCUCAAGUAUCUCAUGCUUUACUACAAUGAGCUGAGUGGCAAAAUACCCGAAGAGUUGGGAAAUUUAGCAGAGCUUACAGAUAUAGACAUGUCAGUCAACUUAUUGACAGGGAAAAUCCCAGAAUCCUUAUGUCGUCUUCCCAAACUUCAAGGCUUGCAGCUUUAUAAUAACAGCCUCACAGGAGAAAUUCCAGUUGUUCUGGGGAACUCAACUACUUUGAGCAUAUUAUCUGUGUAUGAGAACUUUUUGACAGGCAAGAUUCCCCAAAAUCUUGGGAAUUCAUCACCAAUGGUCGCAAUAGACUUGUCGGAGAAUCACUUCUCGGGUGAACUACCAUCAGAUAUCUGUAGAGGAGGUAAACUAUCAUACUUUCUUGCUCUUUCGAACAUGUUCACUGGCAAGAUACCUGAAACUUAUGCAGAGUGCACAUCACUUGUACGUUUUCGUGUCAGCAACAACCGGUUGGUUGGUUCUGUACCUGAAGGAAUUCUUAGUCUGCCCAAGGCAAAUAUAAUUGAUUUGGCUGACAAUCAAAUGAUUGGAACCAUACCUAGAGCAAUUGCGAAGGCAAAAAAUAUGUCAGAGUUUUAUAUUCAAAACAACAAAAUAUCAGGAAUUCUGCCACCUGAGAUUUCAGAAGUAGUCAAUUUGGUGAAAAUUGAUCUAAGCAACAAUUCUCUAUCUGGCCCUAUACCAGCUGAACUCAGUAAACUCAAGAAGCUAAAUCUCUUAUUGUUACGUGACAACAAUUUCACUUCCUCCAUUCCAGACUUACUGUCCCAGCUUAUGUCACUAAAUGUUCUCGACCUCUCAAACAACCAGUUGACAGGGAACAUCCCUGACAGUCUAUCUAAACUUCUUCCCCACACCAUUAAUUUGUCAAACAAUCACCUUGUUGGUCCUAUUCCAGGCCCACUAAUUACAGGAGAAUUGGCAGACAGCUUUUCAGGUAAUCCAAGGCUUUGUGUUCCUGCACAUACAUAUCCAUCAUAUAGAAACUUCCCACUUUGUCCACAAACUCACAAGCAGAAACGCUUGAUUUGGAUAUGGGUGACAGUGGCCUUAGCUAUAGUUGUGCUACUACUUGCAGUUGUAGUGUUCCUAAAACUCUGCUCAAGAAAAAAGAAGUAGGUACUAGGCCAUUCAAUAUGAAUAUUUUUUGUUAGAUCAAUUUGCAAUAUUAUAUUCAACAAAAAGAAGUUGUAUGUUGAAUAAAAAAGUAGUAUAUGAAAACCAAUCAAUAUAUCACCAUCUAUUACCCAUAUUAAAGCAAUGAUAUAGUGAGUUACAAUAUAAAACAUUUGUAAUUUAAUACACUACUUUAAUGUUCAACAUACUAUUUUGUUAUUGAUACGAACAGAAAAUGUUCACAUAGGAUAUGACCACGGUAGCCCUCGGCAAUAAUGAGCUUUAGGAUCAUCUUGCCAUUAAAGUAAUGUACAUACCUUUCUAUACAUUAAAAAGUGCAGCCAUGAAAAAUGCCUUCACACAAUAAAGUGUUGGGGUUAAACCCUGUUGAUUUCCAGGCUAGUCAAAGUUUUUUAAAGGUUCACAGAGAAAAGAGCAGCACAAGAUGAUAUCUCUAUUUCUUGGUUGGUGCAAUUGGUUGGUGCAAUGACAAUACUGCUACACAUUCUUUCCCCUAAUUACUAUGACAUUAAACACUUUUCCUAGAAAUCCCAAAAAGUAGUACAAGCAACAAGACAAAAGAUGACAAUUCUCAAGCUACUGAAGCAUACAAGUUACAAACAGAAAAUUACUUAAUACUGGACUGAA